Schistocerca piceifrons (Central American locust) is the source of this 3347-nucleotide messenger RNA. RefSeq names its product acetylcholinesterase 1-like. The coding region runs from base 12 to 914 and encodes 300 amino acids. Gene Ontology annotation, molecular function: acetylcholinesterase activity. Gene Ontology annotation, cellular component: plasma membrane. The record is from RefSeq and is a predicted model, not a curated record. Gene Ontology annotation, biological process: acetylcholine catabolic process; choline metabolic process. The transcript is spliced from 3 exons. Lineage: Eukaryota; Metazoa; Arthropoda; Insecta; Orthoptera; Acrididae.
UGCGCCGCUGGAUGGGUGGUGGCGCGGGGGCGGCGCUCAUGGUGGGCGAGGCGGCGGGCGAGGGCGCGCUCUGCCUGCUGCGACACUUCCUGCUGGAACGCCGCCUCUGGCCCGCCAUCGCCGCCGACAACCUCACCAGGAGGGACUUCGCCGACCUCGUCGCUGAGCACCUGUUAGACUUCGCCAACAUCCGCGACCAGUCGGUGGUGGACGCAGCAGUGCACGAGUAUCGGCCGUGGGGGCAGGCUGGGGGUGGCGGCUUCCGGGAGGCAGCACUGCGCUUCUGCGGGCUGCUGUACGGGCGAGGCCGUGCCGAGCAACUGUCUCGUGCGCUUGCCAAGCGUGGCGCCACCGUCUGGCGCUUCGAGAUGGCGGUGCGGCCUGCACGAUCCCCCCAUCCCACCUUCAUGGGUGCCGUGCCUGGCGACGAGCUACCGGCGCUCUUCCCGGCCGAUGAUGGCAAUGACAAAUCUGAUGAGGAGCGCCACUUGGCCGACGAGAUGCUGCGCAUGUGGGCCAACUUCGUCAAGACUGGGAAUCCAAAUCUAGAUGAAGACAAUUCAACCACCACACAAAUUUGGCCACCAUUUGUUGACAGCUCAAGACAAAUGUACGUAUUCACACUGAAUGGUUCACGAACAAAGAACACUGAAUUCUUGUCACGAGAUGCUGACUUCUGGGGGACAGUCGUUCCAAGUCUGUUACGGGCCUCUCUCAAAAAAGGGUGCAGCUGCGGAAGAAAGAAGAACCAGCCGAGAAUGAGUAUUUGCACAACAACUCGCUGUCCUGCCAUAAGUGUCCUUAUUGCCUUCACUGUCAUCCUUGGGGUAGCUCUAGUCAUGAUUAGCUACUUUUUCCUCCAGUACAUAAGGAAAUCAAAGGGACUGCUUGCCAAUGAACACAUGCCACAGUAGUGAGAAGUCUACCAGAUAGUCCUUCUCUCUGUGUGAUUUCCAGUCUGUUGCAUCCAUCCUCAGAGAUAUUGUAAGAUCUGACCAAUUUAAUGAGAAUGUUAUGUCUGCAGUAGUGUGAAGAAGAUUGAGACAGUGUUAGUCUGAAAUAUGCUACCUACAUGAUGGAUGACUAAUGCAUUGCCGGCCGGUGUGGCCGAGCGGUUCUAGGCGCUUCAGUCUGGAAACGCGCGACCGCUACGGUCGCAGGUUCGAAUCCUGCCUUGGCAUGGAUGUGUGUGAUGUCGUUAGGUUAGUUGGGUUUAAGCAGUUCUAAGUUCUAGGGGACUGAUGAUCUCAGAUGUUAAGUCCCAUAGUGCUCAGAACCAUUUGAACCAUUUUUGAACUAAUGCAUUAGUUAUAUUAUUAUGAGUGACUUAAUAACUAUUACUGCAAGAUGAAUGUUUCAUGGAUAAAAUGUAACAAAGUGAGAUAGUGCUGCUGAAAAUAAAUUGUACACCAUAAUAAAGGCAGAAGGCAACUGCCUCAUUCCAUUCAUUUUGUAAAUGUCUCAAAAUAAACUUUAGUAAUGAAUCUUAACAGUAUUUGAAGAACAAAUAAAAAACAAACACCAUUUGAACAGGCCCUGAAGACCCAACAGUAUAAACCAGCUGCCAUGUCAUCCUCAGACCUGAGGUGUCACCAGGUUCAGAUACAGGUGGACACGUGGUCAGCACACCGCUCUCCCAGCCGUUGUCAGUUUUCGUGACCAGUGCCACUACUUCUCAGUCGUGUAGUUCCUCAUUUGGCCUCACAAGGUGUGAGUGCAGCCAGCUUGUCAACAGCACUCGGCAGACCUAGACAGUGACCGUCCAAGCGCUAGACAAGCAAGACAGUGCUUGAUUUCUAUGAUCUGAUGGGAACCAGUGUUACCACUGUGGCAAGGGCAUUGACAUACUAUUUGAAGAAGCAUAAUGAAAUAUGAAAUACUGGAGCACAGUAAACACACAUGUGGAGGGAAAAAAGGAAGGAAAGAAGAAAAGAAAAAUAUUUUUGGAAUGAAUGGUUACUGACAACUGUACAUUAGCGAUGUACAACAUGCUGUUUGUGAGCAUGCUCCAUAUAAAGUAACAAGGAUUUGGAUAAUUUUUCCACUGCUUGUUUCACUUACAUCCCAAUCUAGAGCUGCUUGCCUAUUAGUUUAACAUAAUCCUUUCUGCCUCCACUGUCCCCCCUCCCACCCUCUGCCAGUAUCAGACUCUGUGCUGUUUUUCACUUGUUUCUUUGCCUUUCUCUAGUUUUCAAUUACAUUUCUUUUGUGUAUUUUCUUUCAAUUUGGCUCUCACCUUUGCCCUGCUGACAUCUAGUACCUUGACUGCAUGUGACAAUUUAAAACUGUGUGGUGAAGCAGGAUCUGAGCAUGUCUCAUGAACCAACUGAAAGCCUCAACUUGCCACAGACUUCUCUCCCUUCCUUUUAAAUUCUGCUGAGUAUCUCCCACUCUCCUGUGAGACUAGUAGCUAUGAGGGUAAGGAUAUACUGGCAAUCUUAUUCACAGCAUUGUGGUUGACACAAAGAAUUAAUUAUCUUGGUCCAAUCUUCAUAAUUAUUAAACAGACUUUCCAAGAGUCCCUAACAGUGUUGACUGACAAAUGCUAUAACAGGUUUCUAAAACGUGGCACAAGUUGCGGAAAUCAAAGGUUAUAAAAUAGCCCUUUAUGAAAAUUUUAUGCUCAGAAAUGGAUAGCAACUGAAGUUACAGAACAUGGCAGUGUUCAUUGGGGUCAGAAAAGUGCUGUGCAUGAGGUGUCGAACUUGGUUUUCUGCCAUUACUAUGUGAGUCUCUGUUUGAAAAUCUGUUACGACAAUUACUAGCAUCAAUUGAAAAAGCUUUGUGGAACACAGUCAUGAUACAUUGUUGAAAAUGUGAACCACAGUCUGUUUGCCCACUAUUACAAUACUUAGAAAUGAAGCAUACUUUUAAAAUCUUUUACUUUUACAUGGAUUUUUGCAACAUACAUCAUUUAAACAUGGGCUGUGAUAUUCUAUUAUGUUUUCAUUGUAAUACUGUUACAUUAUGUUUUCAUUGUAAUACUGUUAUUUGUAGCCUUUAGUGCUGAGACUUAUUUCAAAUUCAAGCAGUUUACACACUUUGGGUAGAAAUGGAAAAUCAGUAAUAUUGCAAACAUUAAAGAACUGUAAAAUUCACAAAACUUGGUGUAUUUAAAUCCAUACAUAAACUAUAUGAGUGUGCCAUUUCUUUCUGAAGAAGGCAUAAAAUAUUUUGCAUGAUCAUUUCACAGUGGCUGUGAGGAAUCACAAAAACAAUUUGUGGGAUAUCAUUAAUUUGAUAUGUUAAAAGUACCUGAAGGCACAGCGUGCAUUUUUAUAUUUAUGUUACUGUAUGUAUGUUCAUAUUGUACAGCAUUUGUUAUGAAAUAAACAUGGCUUCAUACU